UUACAAGUACAUUGGGUGGAACUUGAUGGACUUUCUUCAACCCAACUGAAAUAUGUAAUUAUGUUGUGUAUAAUAGAGGAAUACUGAGUUUAUCAUUGGAUAAUACAAUAAGUAGAAGUGGAGUAUAAUGGCAAUAUAUAAAUAAAGGGACUAUAUUGGAACUGCAAUGGCCUGAAGGACAAUUAGAGGAAGGUUUGAGUAUAAUGUCCUAGAUAACCCUGAAAGCCAGGAAGAAGGUUAAGAAGGUUAAUAAGGUGGGAUUUAGGGUGAUAUUUAUUUGCUGGGACUAUAGCUGAUGGUUGAUAAACCAAUGAUUGAUGACUGGCCCUAAAAGGGGGACUUAAACCAACAAAGUUCUAGAACCAUUGCUUUAGAGCUUCCAUCAGUUAUCCAAUGACUAACCAUGAAAUCUUCCAUCAGGUACUGUAUAUUUCUGAUGAAAGUCCAAUAAUUUGUUCUCACAUUUCUAGGUAUCAGUGAAUCCAUCUGGAUAUGUGGCCAGUAAAUCUUGUCUGGGUGGCCAUUGGCCAUUGUCUCUUGUUUGCCUCCAGCAGUGCUCAUCCCACAUAUAGAGGCAGAUACAAAGCCUCCGUAUUUACUGACCUUACCCCUCCUGAAAUGACCUCUGUUCAGAGCUUCUUGAUGGACCAGGAUAUUCUUAAUUUAGGAUCCACUGAGCAUAAACUGAAACAAAACACAAUUUUCAUGAUGGAGCUCAACAUGCCCAAAAAACUGCAAGUGCUCAGCUUUCUGGACCAAAAUGGUCCCAAACCUCUGAGAGAGGCCAAAGUGGUCAUCUAUUUUGCAGACCAGCCUAAUCCCAAUGUCACAGAAUACAUUGUGGGCCCACUUCCCCACCCCAAUUAUUACAGACCUAAUGUCUAUAGGGGGAACAAGACAAUCAAGUUUGAAUCCCGGCCAGUCACCACCACAGAGUAUUAUUUUAUUCACCUGAAGAUGCUGGAGGUUAUGAAGGAAAUGAAUCACAUUCUACUGGAGACUUCUGGAUUUUCCUACUACAACUGCACCAAACGAUGCCUUUCUUUUAUCGACAUUGCACCCCGAGGCCUGAAAUCUGGGGAGCGUAGGUCAUGGCUAAUGAUAAACAAGUACGUGGAAGGGUAUUUUCUCCAUCCUAUAGGCAUUGAGAUCCUGCUCAAUCAUCGCUCCCUGGACCCCAAGGAUUGGGCAGUAGAAAAGAUUUGGUACAAUGGACAAUAUUUUGACAGUGUUGAGGAACUGGUUAGGAAAUAUGCAAGUAACCAAAUGUCCAAGCUCCGCCUGCCGGUGCAUAUGGACAGUGAUCCCUACUCCACAUUUAUACCCCGUGGGGAGUACAAGACCAAAUCAAAUGUACAUGGCCCAAAAGUGUGUGAGCCUCAGGGCAAACGCUACCGGGUCAUGGGUAACUAUGUGGAGUACGCUGGUUGGAGCUUUGCUUUCCGUUCAAGUACAUCGGCCGGGAUGCAGCUCUAUGACAUACAGUAUAACAACGAACGCAUCGCCUAUGAGGUGAGCAUCCAAGAGGCUAUUGCUUUUUAUAGUGGGGUCACCCCCGCUGCAAUGCAGACCAAAUCUAUUGACACUGGAUGGGGCAUGGGCUCAGAUGACUAUGAGUUGGCCAAAGGCAUUGACUGCCCUGAGGUUGCCACUUACCAGGAUGUCCAUCACUUCUAUGACACAAACAAACCAGUACGUUAUAAGAAUGCCAUUUGCAUCUUUGAGCUCCCCACUGGAGUGCCCUUACGCCGUCACUUCGACAGUAACUACAGGGGGGCCCAUAACUUCUAUGGUGGCCUUGAGAACCAUGUCCUGGUGCUGAGAACCUGCUCUACAGUCGAUAACUAUGAUUACAUAUGGGACUUCAUCUUCUACCAGAAUGGGGUGAUAGAGGUUAAGGUUCACCCUACAGGCUACAUCCAGGCAACUUUCUUCACACCAAAUGGGGCCGUCUAUGGCAGCAAAGUCAAUAAUAAUGUCCUGGGGAACCUGCACACUCACUUAAUUCAUUAUAAGGUGGACCUUGACAUUGCAGGGACAGAGAACAGCUUUGAGACAGUGGGACUCAAGGCUGAGAACAUCUCCAACCCCUGGAGCCCCGGGGACUUUAUAUUCCAGCACCGCUUGGAGCAUCACCUGAAGUCCACUGAGAGACACGCAGCCUUCAGAUUUGGCUCUCCCCUCCCCAAGUACUUAACCUUCAUGAAUCCCAAUAAGAUGAACAAAUGGGGGCACCCAAAAAGCUACAGAAUCCAGUACAACUCCAAUGGUGACCAAAUACUGCCCAGAGGCUGGAAAGAAGAGAAGGGAAUAUCUUGGUCCAGGUACAGCCUGGCAGUCACGCGCCACAGUAAUGCUGAACCCACAAGCAGCAGCAUCUACGCCCAGAAUGAACCCUGGGACCCAUUGGUUUAUUUUGAGAAUUUUAUUCACAACAACGAAGACAUUGUCAACAAGGACCUGGUUGCCUGGGUGACGGUGGGUUUCCUACACAUCCCUCAUGCAGAAGACAUCCCCAACACAACAACCCCAGGAAAUGCUGUUGGGUUCCUACUGCGCCCCUUUAACUUCUUUGAUGAGGAUCCAUCGGUGGCUUCCAAGAGUCCAGUCAUUGUGAGACCAGCAGACGAUUCCUUCUCCAGAGUCAACAUCCAGCGAUGGACCCCAGAGGUCGUUGGCCACUGUGUUUCUGAUGAGCCAUUCAGCUAUAAUGGGACCUCUGGGUUCUUAGGGACCCUAUGAUAAGGGGGCGGAGUCUUGUAUCUAUGCUGUGAUUGGCUACGGAGAGAUAAAUGACAGAAACAAAGGAAACUGGAUAAAUAUUAUGGAAUGAAAUGAACAAAAUGAGUAACGUUUUUUGUGCUGUUCCUGCCGACUCCUGACUCCAUGAUCCUUAUGUUCUUGUUCUUGUGUCUCUAUGGAAAGAGGAAUAUGGGGGGCUGCCAGUAUCUUGGUUCCCCCCAGCAGUGGCCACUCCUGGGAUUUAGUCACUGAUACUGGUCUUGUCUCCAGAUUCUGCUCCGUAUUCUGCUCCGUAUUCUGCUCCGUAUUUUGCUCCGUAUUCUGCUCCGUAUAGUUCUCUCGCCCUCAGCCUCAAGCAGACACUCGGCACAGCAAUGUUAGUGAAAAACGUUCACAUUAGAAGAGUAGUAAAAAAUGUAUGGAAAUGGCAAAAGUGCUUAUUCUAUAUAUAUAUAUAU
Molecule: messenger RNA, 3200 nt
Organism: Xenopus laevis (African clawed frog)
Lineage: Eukaryota; Metazoa; Chordata; Amphibia; Anura; Pipidae
Product: amiloride-sensitive amine oxidase [copper-containing]-like
Exons: 4
Coding region: 493-2742 (749 amino acids)
Source: RefSeq, a predicted model, not a curated record